AUGGCUGACUUUUCACUACCGUGUUCUAACCAUUUCCGCCAGUUCACUCGUGAAUCUUUAGCUGCUAUUGAGAAGCGAAUUGCUGCCAACAAGAAAUACAAAGACAACCAACCUAAAGAGAAACCUCGUCCCCAACUUGACCUGCAGGUUUUCCAAAAGCUGCCUACUCUCUAUGGGAAUCCUCCUCAUGAGCUUGUUGGGAAACCACUGGAGGAUCUUGACCCUUAUUACAAUGAUCACAAGACAUUUAUGGUACUGAACAAAAGGAAAACAAUCUUCCGAUUUACUGCCACACGUGCCUUGUGUAUACUUAGCCCUUUUAAUCCAAUCAGAAGAGCAGUGAUUAAAAUUUUGGUACAUUCAUUGUUCACUGUUUUUAUUAUGUGCACUAUUUUAACCAAUUGUGUCUUCAUGGCUAAAUUUGAGAUUCCUAGGAAGUCUAAUUCUAAGUCAUCUUUACCUUCUUCAUGGAACAAGUAUGUCGAGUACACUUUCACUGGCAUUUACACUUUUGAAGUAUUGAUAAAAAUAUUGGCAAGAGGAUUCUGUCUGAAUGAAUUCACUUUCCUUCGAGAUCCGUGGAAUUGGUUUGAUAUCAGUGUCAUUGCUAUGGCAUAUGCAGGGGAGUUUAGUAAUAUAGGCAAUGUUUCGGUCCUUCGUACAUUCAGGGUUCUGAGAGCUUUAAAAACUAUUUCAAUACUCCCAGGACUGAAGGUCAUCGUAGGUACACUUAUUCAGUCUAUUAAGAAACUUGCUGAUGUGAUGAUCCUGACUGCUUUCUGCUUGAGUGUCUUUGCCCUCAUAGGCCUCCAGCUCUUUAAAGGCAAUUUGAGACAUAAGUGUGUCAGGAAUUUUAACUCCACCAAUGGAACUAUUUAUUUGGAUGACAAAAAAUGGGGCUCCUUUGAUGAGUUUAUUAAUGAUUCAGAAAAUGUUUUCAAGAAGAAUGGCACCAAGGAUCCUUUAUUGUGUGGCAACAGCUCAGAUGCUGGCUCCUGUCCAGAUAAAUAUGUAUGUCUCAAAGUUGGGGAAAAUCCUGAUUUUAACUACACAAGUUUUGAUACAUUUGGCUGGGCCUUUCUUUCCUUGUUCCGCCUGAUGACACAAGAUUACUGGGAGCGUCUCUAUCAACAGACUCUCAGAGCUUCUGGGAAGAUCUACAUACUCUUUUUUGUGCUGGUCAUCUUUUUGGGCUCAUUUUAUCUGAUCAACUUGAUCCUGGCUGUAGUGACUAUGGCAUAUGAAGAGCAGAACAAAGCUACUAUUGCUGAAACUGAGGCAAAGGAAAGGAAGUUUCAGGAAGCCAUGGAACUGUUGAAAAAAGAGCAAGAGGCAUUGGCUGCUAAAGGAAAUGAUACAAAGUCACUUUGCUCCUUUGAAAUGUCACCUUUACCCUCCAAAGAAGUCAAAGAUAGAAGCAAUAGGAGAAAUAAAAAUAUGUCCUUAGGGAGAGAAGAUUAUGGGGAAGCUCAAAAAGUUCCCAAAUCACAGUCCAGUAGCCGUCAACAAAACUUGACUCCUGUAUGUGAUGAAGUGAGCAAGAAGCAUUUGCCUCAUCAUCUGUCAGUGGACUAUUUUAAUGAGCCACUACAAAGUCAAAGGACAACUGGGGCAGUCAGUACCAUUACCUGUGUCCUGGAGGAACUUGAAGAAUCACAACAGAAAUGCCCUCCCUGCUUGAAGAAUUUUGCCCUAAAAUAUCUUAUUUGGGACUGUUGUCCUCUGUGGUUGAGAAUCAAGAAAAAGGUGACAAUUUUAGUAAUGGAUCCAUUUACUGACCUCACUAUCACUCUUUGCAUCGUGAUGAAUACUAUCUUCAUGGCACUGGAGCACUAUAAGAUGACAAGAAGUUUAAAAUUCAUGCUUGACGUAGGCAACAAGGUCUUUACUGGAAUUUUUACUGCAGAAGUGAUCUUGAAAAUCAUUGCUCUAGAUCCCUACUACUAUUUUCAGCAGCGCUGGAAUAUUUUUGACAGCAUAAUUGUCACCGUAAGCUUAAUUGACCUGAGUGUAUACACCAAAGCUAAAGAAAGAAAAGAACGGGGAAACCUGUUAGUUUUACGUUCCUUCAAACUGCUGAGGGUCUUCAAACUGGCAAAGUCCUGGACAACUUUGAAUACACUUAUUAAAAUCAUUGGUAACUCAGUGAGUGCCAUGGGUAACCUUACCCUGGUUCUGGCAAUCAUAGUCUUUAUUUUUGCUGUAUUAGGAACGCAACUUUUUGGUAAAAGCUACAAAGAACAUUGCUGUAAAAUAAGUGAUGAUUGCAAGCCACGUUGGCAUAUGAUGGAUUUUUUCCACUCAUUCCUUAUUAUAUUCCGAAUUCUGUGUGGAGAAUGGCUUGAAACCAUGUGGGAUUGUAUGGUGGUAGAUGGGCAACCGUUAUGCCUUAUUGUCUUCUUGCUGACCAUGGUGAUAGGAAACCUAGUGGUUCUCAACCUGUUCAUUGCACUACUGCUGAACUCCUUCAGUGCUGACAACCUCCAAGCACCCGAAGAAGAUGCAGAGAUGAACAACCUUCAGAUUGCAUUUGCUCGGAUCCACAAAGGACUUCGCUUGCUGAAACACGCAAUAUGGGAUUACUGUUGUGGAAAGCUCUGGCAACCAAAGAAAAUCACCAAAAAGAAAAUGAAAUUGGCUGCUGAGAACACAUGUGUGGAGAUUGGGAAAGAAGGGAAGAAUUGUAAAGAAAAUCACAGUGACAGUCUGACAGAGAAGAAUGGAGAGAAAUGCUCCGUUAGCAUUCUUGAAGAUUUUAUCACCAACCCCAACAUGUUUGUCUGCGUCCCUCUUGCUGAUGCAGAAUCUGAUAGUGAGGACUAUGAAGAUGAUGAUAAUAAUUCAAGUAAAUUCACAGAAAUGGAAUACAGUAAACAGCAGGAAAACCACCUGAGACAGAGGGGAGAGCAAUGUAAGAGACCUGGAGCUUGGUGUAAAGGAUCUGAGAUUUCCUCUAAAGACUUAAGUGAGUUUAACAUAGAUAAACAGUGGAAGGCUGGAUCAUCAUCUCUACUACAAAAAGAGCUUGAUGACAUCAGCUGUUCUGAAGGCAGCACAGUGGAUCUGACAAAUCCUGAGGAGCUUCUGAAACAGAUUCCUGAGCUGGCUGAAUACUUAAAGAAACCUGAUAACUGUUUUCCAGACGGCUGUAUUCGACGUUCCCCUUGCUGUUCAGUGAAUACCACAAAGUUUCCAGGCAAAACAUGGUGGAACCUGAGGAAAACAUGCUACAAAAUUGUUGAACACGACUGGUUCGAAAGCUUUAUCAUAUUCAUGAUUCUGCUAAGCAGUGGAAGUCUGGCAUUUGAAGAUAUACAUCUUGAGAAAAGAAAAAACAUUAAAAUUAUGUUGGAAUUUUUUGAUAAAAUCUUCACUUACAUCUUUGUCCUGGAGAUGUUUCUGAAAUGGGUGGCUUAUGGCUUCAAGAAAUAUUUCACCAAUGCCUGGUGUUGGCUUGACUUCCUAAUUGUAGGUGUCUCUUUAGCAAGCCUUAUAGCCAGCUCACUUGGAAAUACCGAAAUGGGACCCAUGAAAUCCCUUAAAACCCUGAGAGCCUUGAGACCAUUAAGGGCAUUGUCACAAUUUGAAGGGAUGAGGGUGGUGGUGAAUGCCUUAGUAGGUGCCAUCCCUUCCAUCAUGAACGUUGUGCUUGUCUGCCUCAUUUUUUGGCUCGUUUUUAGUAUCAUGGGAGUGCACCUAUUUGCAGGAAAAUUUGGAAAAUGCGUUAACUUGACUGAAGGAAAAUCAGAAUUAAAUACAAGUAUUAAGAACAAACAGAAUUGCACAGCCUAUAAUGAGACACAAAAAAUGUAUUGGACAAAUGGUAAAGUCAACUUUGAUAAUGUUGGUUCUGGUUAUCUGGCUCUUCUUCAGGUGGCAACAUUUAAAGGUUGGACAGACAUUAUGUAUGCAGCAGUAGAUUCACGAGGGGUAGAAAAACAGCCAAAGAAGGAAAAUAAUCCGUACAUGUACCUCUAUUUUGUGGUUUUCAUCAUCUUUGGAUCUUUCUUCACACUGAAUCUCUUUGUUGGUGUCAUUAUUGACAAUUUUAACCAACAAAAGAAAAAGAUAAGUAGACAAGACAUCUUUAUGACAGAAGAACAGAGAAAAUAUUAUAACGCAAUGAAAAAACUGGGAUCCAAGAAACCCCAAAAACCCAUCCCAAGGCCAUUGAACAAAUACCAAGGGUUUUUUUUUGACAUUGUAACAAGCGAAGCCUUUGAUAUUAUCAUCAUGAUACUCAUCUGCCUUAACAUGAUCACUAUGAUGGUGGAAACUGAUGAUCAAAGUAUAAGGAAGACUGACAUUCUUAACAAAAUCAACAUGUUCUUUGUUGCCAUCUUUACUGUAGAAUGCAUCGUGAAAUUGUUGGCUCUGAGACACUACUAUUUCACCAAUGGCUGGAACAUAUUUGAUUUAAGUGUGAUCAUUAUGUCUGUAGUUGGCACUCUGCUUUCUCACAUUGUUAAUGCAUUUGAAAAUUACUUCUCACCUACACUCUUCAGAGUCAUUCGGUUGGCUCAGAUUGGACGAAUACUAAGACUUGUCCAAGCUGCCAAAGGAAUUAGAACUCUCCUUUUUGCCUUAAUGAUGUCCCUUCCUGCUUUGUUCAACAUUGGCCUCUUACUUUUUCUGGUCAUGUUUAUUUACGCCAUUUUUGGCAUGGCUAACUUUGCUUAUGUUCAGUGGGAGAGUGGGAUUGAUGACAUGUUCAACUUCCAAACCUUUGCUAAUAGCAUGCUCUGUCUCUUCCAAAUGACAACAUCUGCUGGCUGGGAUGGUCUUCUCAGUCCUAUUUUAAACACUGAACCUCCGUUUUGUGAUCCAAACAUACGAAAUGUUGUGGGAGAAUGUGGUAAACCUGUUGUGGGUAUUAUUUUCUUUGUAAGUUACAUCAUUAUAUCAUUUCUCAUUGUUGUAAACAUGUAUAUAGCUGUUAUUUUAGAGAACUUCAAUGUUGCCACUGAGGAAAGUACAGUUCCUGUGGGUGAAGAUGACUUUGAUAUGUUUUAUAAAAUCUGGGAGAAGUUUGAUCCUGAAGCAACUCAAUUUAUUGAGUAUUCUGUACUUUCAGACUUUGCAGAUGCUUUGGCAGAACCUUUACGCAUAGCAAAACCAAACAAAAUUAAACUCAUAGCCAUGGACCUUCCCUUGGCCAGCGGAGAUAGGAUCCACUGUUUGGAUAUUUUGUUUGCUUUUACCAAACGGGUGCUAGGAGAAUCUGGGGAAAUGGACAAACUAAAAGAACAGACAGAGGAAAAGUUUAUGGCUGCCAAUCCAUCCAGGUUUUUUCAUGAACCAAUCACAACCACGCUCAGACACAAAGAAGAGGAGGUUUCUGCCAUUAUUAUCCAGAGGGCCUAUCGGAGUCAUUUGAUUCAACGGUCCAUGAAGCAGGCCUCUCUCUUAUAUCACAGAACUUGUGAUGGUGACAUCCUUGAAGAUGCUUCACAGAAGGAAGGUCUCAUUGCAUUCAUGAUGAAUGAAAAUUAUGGUAGGAAUCUAGACAAGUCCGAGACUGUGUCCUCAACAUCUUUCCCUCCAUCCUAUAACAGUGUCACUGGGGAUACUAAUGACAACCUCCAGGUAAAGACGGCAGACUCUUCCAAAUGUGAUGUACCUAUAGGUUGUCAGCUAUCUCCAGACAAAGAUAAAGAAUCCAUUGUUUAAUAAUUUGUUAAUAAUGCUUUAAAAUAUUCACAGAAUAUAAUGAUGUAAAUAUAUA
Molecule: messenger RNA, 5725 nt
Organism: Malaclemys terrapin pileata
Lineage: Eukaryota; Metazoa; Chordata; Testudines; Emydidae
Product: sodium channel protein type 5 subunit alpha-like
Exons: 26
Coding region: 1-5670 (1889 amino acids)
Biological process (GO): neuronal action potential; sodium ion transmembrane transport; membrane depolarization during action potential
Cellular component (GO): axon; plasma membrane; voltage-gated sodium channel complex
Molecular function (GO): voltage-gated sodium channel activity
Source: RefSeq, a predicted model, not a curated record